AUACUUCCUACUUGGAUCAUACAGAGCAUACUUUCGCAUAGCUUUGCAUACGAGUAGAGAUACGGAAAACAUCUUACGCUGCAUGCAUCAACAAUCAACAUGAACUCGCGUUCCCUCCGGCGCCUCGCCGCGGACCACAGCACACUUCACAAUGAAGGUCUCCCACCAAACUACUUCUUUUCACCCUACACCUCCUCCAACGACGACCUCACUCAAUUCGAUGUUCUCCUCGCCGGUCCCAUGCACACUCCCUUCUCCGCAGGAGUGUUCAAACUUCACCUCGAUAUCCCUCCCACGUACCCACAACAACCACCGACCGCAUUCUUCCGCACACCUCUCUUCCACCCGAACGUCGAACCUCGAACAGGCGGAGUCUGCGUGGAGACCUUGAAGCGAGAUUGGGACAGCAAGCUCACAUUGAAGGACGUGCUGGUCACGAUAUCAUGUCUGCUGAUCCAGCCGAAUCCGGACUCGGCGUUGAAUGCGGAUGCAGGACACUUGAUCCAGCAGAACUAUGAGAGUUUUGCGAAUAUGGCGAAGAUGAUGACGGGGAUCCAUGCGGUGGUGCCGAAGGAUUUGGUGGAGCAUGUGAAAG
This is a messenger RNA of Zymoseptoria tritici IPO323, 595 nucleotides long. RefSeq lists its product as uncharacterized. The record is from RefSeq and is a predicted model, not a curated record. The annotation marks the transcript as partial. NCBI's taxonomy places the organism in Eukaryota, Fungi, Ascomycota, Dothideomycetes, Mycosphaerellales, Mycosphaerellaceae. The transcript is spliced from 2 exons.